AUGGUAGCCAAGUUAUUAGUUGUUGCCUUGUUCGUGGUGGCAGUGAACGCCAGCGGUCAAAGUUACUCCUACUCCUAUGGAGUCAAUGACCCUCAAACCGGAGAUGUGAAAGAGCAGAACGAAAAGCGCAUUGGAAAUAAUGUUGUAGGCCAGUAUUCUCUAUUGGAGUCCGAUGGCACCAAGCGUGUUGUCAACUAUGCUGCCAAUCCUCAUACUGGAUUUAACGCUGUCGUCCGUAAAGUUCCUGCUCAUGGUGUCCACCCGUCUCCUGUGGCAUACGCUGGACAGAGCGUCGGUUACGGAGCCCAUGGAGUGGGAGUUGGUUACGGCGCUCCUGUCGCACCUUUGGCUUACGCUGCUCCUUUAGCCCACGCUGGCUAUAGCGCUGCUGGGUAUGGCGCACCGGGAUAUGGUGCUGUAGGACACGUUGCUGUGGGAUACGGUGCUGUGGGACACGGUGCUGUGGGAUACGGCGCUGUGGGACACGGUGCUGUGGGACACAAUGCGGCAGUUUAUGCUGGUCCUUACGCCAGUACCGGCACUUCUUAUUCCAACCAAGUGUCCUACAACGGUGCUCAUAUUCCAUACGCGGUUAAAGCGUAUGGAGCUAACGGUGUGUACGGUGCUCAUGGAGCUUAUGCCGGCAAUGGCGGCUGGGCUGUCACCAAUGGCGGUUACGGUGCUUAUGGAGCUGGAUAUGGCGCUGGUUAUGGCGGAUAUGGAGCGGGAUAUGCCGGUCAUGGUGGAUACGGCGGUUACGGAGCGGGAUUUGCCGGUCACGGUGGAUACGGUGCCGGUUACGCUGCGCCUCUGGCUCUUGGACCUACUGGUCUCGGAUAUGACACCUGUUUGUGCUAUCUAACAUGUUUGGCGUACCGCUUAUUUUUUGUUUAUUUAACAUGUUAUUUAUGUCCAAAAAGUGUCAUUGUGGCAAUAAAGAAUUUUUGUGUUUGUAUUUAUCAACAGUUCGUAGUGCUCGCUAUGCUAGUGGCUGCUGCUUCGGCCAGCGGCAACAGCUACACGUACUCGUACGGCGUGGCGGACCCGCACACCGGUGAUGUGAAGGGCCAGCACGAGACCCGUGUCGGCGACAGCGUCGUGGGUCAAUACUCGCUGCUCGACUCCGACGGCACAAAGCGCACUGUUGACUACGCCGCUGGACCCCACACUGGCUUCAACGCUGUCGUUCGCAAGGACGCCGCCCUAGUUGCCGCUCCAGUCGUCGCACACGCUGCUCCUUUGGCCGUCGCCCAUGCCGCUCCACUGGCCCAUGCCGCCUACGCUGCUCCCCUGGCCCAUACCGCCUAUGCCGCUCCUCUGGCUCAUACCGCAUACGCCGCUCCUCUGGCUCAUGGUGCUGUUGCCUAUGGCGCUCGAGGAUUCGGCUAUGGUGCCCAUGGUCUGGGCUACGCAGGCCUUGGCCUUGGUCUCGGCUAUGGCGCUCACGGUUUCGGUUAUGCGGCUGGCUGGUGAAAAACGUGUUAAAAUAAUUUAGAAAUUAAAAAUGAACUGUGAUUCAAAUAUA
Messenger RNA from Hyposmocoma kahamanoa, 1525 nucleotides. Its product is annotated as fibroin heavy chain-like. The transcript has 3 exons. Lineage: Eukaryota; Metazoa; Arthropoda; Insecta; Lepidoptera; Cosmopterigidae. The coding region runs from base 1 to 1473 and encodes 490 amino acids. Gene Ontology annotation, cellular component: extracellular matrix. The record is from RefSeq and is a predicted model, not a curated record.